AUGGAGGGACAUCAGUCACCCCCGGCCUGCCCUGGGACGGCUGCGAGCGGCACUUAUUUGGACUUGUGUGAACCGCGGGCCAGACUCCACCCCCCAGACCCCCCUCAGAGGCCCCAGACCCCCUCUCCAGUCGGGACGGUCCGGCUGUAUUUAAGGACCCCCGCUGCAGCUCAAACAUCGUCCCAGCGGAAACAGCAGAACCUCCACGUUACAACUUGCCUCCAGCCUGACGCAGAGAUGUGUGACGACGAUGAAACCACCGCGCUCGUGUGCGACAACGGCUCAGGCCUGGUCAAGGCAGGCUUCGCUGGGGAUGAUGCUCCUCGUGCAGUCUUCCCCUCCAUCGUGGGGCGCCCUCGUCACCAGGGGGUGAUGGUGGGUAUGGGUCAGAAGGACUCCUAUGUAGGAGACGAAGCCCAGAGCAAAAGGGGUAUCCUGACCCUCAAAUACCCCAUCGAGCACGGCAUUAUCACCAACUGGGACGACAUGGAGAAGAUCUGGCACCACACCUUCUACAACGAGCUGCGAGUGGCCCCUGAGGAGCACCCCACCCUACUCACAGAGGCCCCUCUGAACCCUAAGGCCAACAGGGAGAAGAUGACCCAGAUCAUGUUUGAGACCUUCAACGUCCCGGCCAUGUAUGUGGCCAUCCAGGCCGUGCUGUCGCUCUACGCCUCCGGCCGUACCACCGGUAUCGUGCUGGACUCUGGAGACGGUGUGACCCACAACGUGCCAAUCUAUGAGGGCUACGCUCUGCCGCACGCCAUCAUGCGUCUGGACCUGGCGGGUCGUGACCUCACAGAUUACCUGAUGAAGAUCCUGACUGAGCGCGGCUACUCCUUCGUCACCACCGCGGAGCGGGAGAUUGUGCGUGACAUCAAGGAGAAGCUGUGCUACGUGGCUCUGGACUUUGAGAACGAGAUGGCCACUGCCGCCUCGUCCUCGUCCUUGGAGAAGAGCUACGAGCUGCCGGACGGUCAGGUCAUCACCAUUGGCAACGAGAGGUUCCGUUGCCCUGAGACCCUCUUCCAGCCCUCCUUUAUUGGGAUGGAGUCGGCUGGGAUCCAUGAGACGGCCUACAACAGCAUCAUGAAGUGUGACAUCGACAUUCGUAAGGACCUGUACGCCAACAACGUCCUGUCCGGCGGCACCACCAUGUACCCGGGUAUCGCUGACCGCAUGCAGAAGGAGAUCACCGCUCUGGCUCCCUCCACCAUGAAGAUCAAGAUCAUCGCUCCCCCUGAGAGGAAAUACUCGGUAUGGAUCGGCGGCUCCAUCUUGGCCUCCCUUUCGACCUUCCAGCAGAUGUGGAUCAGUAAACAGGAGUACGACGAGGCGGGCCCCUCAAUUGUCCACAGAAAGUGCUUCUAA
Knipowitschia caucasica is the source of this 1371-nucleotide messenger RNA. Lineage: Eukaryota; Metazoa; Chordata; Actinopteri; Gobiiformes; Gobiidae. The record is from the annotation of a GenBank genome assembly.